UGGUCAAUGACCAUCUGUAUGUUUCGUGUGCGCUUGUGCAGGUUCAUUCUAUGCCAGGGGCGAGUGUUAUUAUAAGGCCUAGAAUUUAAUGCACCUGCAUUGAAUGAAAUAAUACUCUGUUGAAUUAGAUAUUGUAACAAAUGCUCAUUUGACGCGUUACUUGCAAACAACACAAUCCGGAUAAAAAUGGCUGAAUUACCGAUGGGGAAAGGGGUCUCCGCAGGAAAAAUAGCAAGCAAUGUACAGAAAAAAAUUACCAGGGCUCAGGAAAAGGUUCUCCAAAAGCUUGGCAAGGCAGAUGAGACUAAAGAUCUGGCAUUUGAAGAGGGUGUGAUCAAUUUUAACAAACAGCUGGUUGAAGGUACCAAACUGCAGAAAGACCUGCGGGCCUAUUUGGCUGCUGUGAAAGCCAUGCAUGAAUCUUCUAGACGUCUGUACGAGUGCCUGGAUGACAUGUAUGAGUCUGAUUGGUAUGGCAGAAAGGACGUGGACUCCAUCUGUGAGGAUUCAGACCUCCUUUGGACAGACUUCCAUCAGAAACUUGUGGAUCACGCACUUAUAUCCAUGGACACUUACCUGGGCCAGUUUCCUGACAUCAAAGCCCGUAUUGCGAAGCGUGACAGGAAGCUGGUGGACUUUGACAGUGCACGGCACAACUUUGCUGCGGUAAACAAAGGCAAGAAAAAGGAGGGGAUUAAGAUUACCAAGCCGACUUCCUUGCUGGAGAGGGCUGCCCCAGGCUGGGCUCAGGGGAUCCUGUCCGCCCAUAACGUGGCUCAAACCAGCCUCUCCAGGAGUCAGGCGGAGGAAGAGCUGGAGAGGGCACAGAAGGUGUUUGAAGAGAUUAAUAUAGAUUUGCAGGAGGAACUGCCAUCUCUGUGGAACAGUCGUGUUGGCUUUUAUGUGAAUACAUUCCAGAGUGUGGCUGGUCUGGAGGAGAAGUUUCACCGAGAAAUGGGAAAAAUUAAUCAGAAUCUGAAUGAUACACUGGAGAAAUUAGAAAAUCAAGAUAUGUCCAGAAAAACAGGUAACCAAGAGGUGAGGACAUCAACAGCCCAGAAGAGUGAAAGAACACAAGAUGCCAAUCACACUUUGAGCCCAGGAGGACCGCCAGCCAUUCCCAAAUCUCCGUCUAAGCUAAAGCCAGCUGUCCCUCCACCUCCUAAAGUUACUCCAUCAAAGGAUCUGAAGCAGGAGAGCAUUAUCAAUCUAUUUGGUGAGGCUGCCACUCCAAACAUCAGUGUCACUUCGCCAACACAGUAUGAAGCUCCAGCCACUGCUAAUCUGCUGGAUAUGGAUCUGGACUCACUUCAGGCCGCCACCACCCCAGCCGCACAGAAUUGGGAUCCAUGGGAGCAAACAGAGAAAGAAGCUGAGGUGCCACAGACAUGGGACGAUGAUGGUACCCAGACUGUGCACUCUGGCUGGGGCGAUGAUGGUACCCAGGCUACCUGGGAUGAUGAUGAUGGUAGCCAACCUGUGCAUGCUCCGGCCGCAAUCCCCACCUGGGAUGAUGAUGAUGAGGGCUCUCAGCUUGUGCAGGGGAAUGACAAUGAUUCUACCCCGCAGGCCCAGGGGUGGGACGAUGAUGGGGCUCAGGCCACAGAACAGGCAGCUGUUACAGAAGAGGCAGUAGCUGAAACUGUAAGUGAUACUGCAGUAGCGACCACAGAAACCACAGAGAGUGUAGAGAUGCCAGAAGCCUUCCUGUUCAAAGUGAAAACAAUGCAUGACUACAAUGCCAAUGACUCCGACGAGUUGGAGUUGAAGGCAGGAGAUGUGGUGCUGGUAGUGAACUUUGAAAAUCCAGAUGAGCAGGAUGAAGGGUGGUUGAUGGGAGUCAAAGAGUCUGACUGGAUUCAGCAUAAAGAUCUUGGGAAAAAGGGAGUCUUUCCUGAAAACUUCACCCAGAGGAUGUGAGCACCUGUGAUCAGCUUGAUCUGUGACACUGUUAUCCCUUCUAUAUUACUCCUUUUUGCUUCCUUUGAAAAAACAGACAAGAAAAACUGUACUACACCAACAAAAGCAUAGCCACAGGCAAUCUGCUGGUUAUGUUUGUGGAAGUUGUUGACAGGUUAGUCUUUGCGUUGUUUUUGGCUGUCCUCUUGAUGACUCAUAUUUGUCAUGCUAUAAGUAUAAGACGAUUGAAUCAACCUUUGACAAAAUGAGUGCUAGUAGUUUUUCCUUUUCUAAUUGAGGGAGUAACAUACCCAAACUAAGUCCUUGCUUUAAAUGUUUUUAGACUAGCCACUCUUAACCAUUGUCCCAUUUUGAGUGAAAAAGUUUUAAAGUCUAAUACCUGAAAGAUGAGCUCACAAACUGGUGAGAAAAUAGUCUCUAUAGUCUGAUACUGACCACUAUUUGAGUUGCAUGUAAUAUAAUUAUGUCUCAGAGGGAAACAAACAGUAUUUCUUUUUAAAUGGUGAAGUCCCUGCUAACAAAAAUGUGUUCUGAGAAUGUUUUGCUAAUGUUCCCAUUAAGUUAUAAAAAUGUUAGAUUUGAAUGAUCUCUGAAUGUUUAAAAUGUUUUUAAAUUUUAAAACGUUAUGCCAACGUUAAGGGAACAUUCUGGGAACAUUUCAGAACAUUCAAAAGUAACAAGUAUAAAAUUUUAAAAAAACAUUAGACAAACGUCCGGAAAAAACGUUCCAUUUAUGAUGUAAAAAUAAUGUUUUUGUGAACUUUUUGAGAACAUUAUCAAACACCAGAAAACUUUGAUCAUUGUUAACGCUAAUGGAAGAACGUUUGUUCAUAACUUUGAAAGAACCUUCCAGAACGUUAGCCAAAGUUGUGAGAACGUUCCCUGUUAGCUGGGUAAUUGUUUGACUGCUCUGUCAAAGAUCUACCAGCACCAUUUCUGCAUGUUUAAAUCAGGAACAAACUCAAAAGUAAAAAUAAAACAGACUAAUAUAGUCAAUGGAGUAUUUUGUCCAUCUCAUUAAGAAACAAAAACCAUAUGCACUCGCUCCAUAUGCAGUUAAUGUCGACAUUAAUGAGGCUGCUCAGGUUAUAUGUUAAUGAACCUGUGUGCUGUUUCUGACUCUUAGCUUUACUGUAUAUGCGAUAUUGCUAUCCACAGAUGUUUUUGAUAAAGACAUUUCCGAUAUUAACAUUUGACUAAUACUUCACUGUGCAAAGAGAGUCAUAUACACAUAAUUUGUCUCGGUCAUUUAGUAAAAUACAGUUUAUAUUCAGUGAAGGAGAAUUUCUUAACAUGUAAUGCAAUAAGCUCUGCACAGAUUUUUAAUUCUUUAUUAACUGUAUUCAUAGACAUAUCGGAGAUAUUGGGUAAUGACAAAGUGUGGAUAUUAACGCUCACUUGUGUGAGUUUUAAUAUAGUGCAACAUUCAAAAGUGACUCAGAUUAUGCAUAAUAUGACUUCAGUCCUCUUACACUGUUUUAUAGUUUUAUUUUUGUACACUGUGCGACAAAUGAGAGUUAAAAUGAUUCUAUGUGCCAUGAUCACUGGCUUAUAACUGGGGUCUUUCUCGGUCUUUUCUUGUCUGAUCAGAAUUUACCAUCCAUCCCAUAGCAACAAGAGCAGAACAGGUUUAGUGUAUCUGAGGUUAUGAACUUUAAUAAAGACCGAACUCAAGUUGGUAUGGCAGAAAUAUUGAUUCUCCAGUCAUCUGUUGUGCUGAAUGAGAACUUGUUUGCUUUUUGUUUGGUUUGGUUUGUUUGUUACUCCUGAUCUCUCUCUAAUUGGACAUGUCAUGUGACCCAAGCUUUCGAGGGAGUUCUUGCCACGCUUCACCAGUUUUUAAGCAAGUGUGUGUGUUUGCUUUUUGUACCCUGUACUGAGAAAUCAAUGUGAUCUGUAUAGAGACAGAUUACUGAGUUAUUUAAGCUGCCAAUGCAUCUUUAAUGACCUCUCGCUCAAGCUAUUAAUUAAAUCGAAAGUCCCCAGAAUGAGUGGACAAACACUUCCUCUUCCUGUAUUUGAACGCAGUUAUGAUAUUUGCUAGCGUUGUUGCAUUUGUAGCCGUGAACAUUGUGUCGUUUUGUUGGGUUUUGUCACUAAAGAUACAAAUUCUCUGAACAUAUCUAUAUCUGUAAUUAGUGUGAAUGUGAAAGAGGCAUGCUUAAAUCCAUGAGCAGUGUGUCUGUGUGUAGUGACUUGAUGUUUUCUUGCUGAGGUGGCCUGGGAAACCAGGGCCAUUUUACGCCACUAUAAGCCAUGAGUGUAUCAUUCUACAGUCCUGUAUCCUGCUGACUCACCAAUGCUAAUAAACAUGGAUUUAAUCCUG
Messenger RNA from Ctenopharyngodon idella (grass carp), 4246 nucleotides. RefSeq names its product myc box-dependent-interacting protein 1 (gene bin1a). NCBI's taxonomy places the organism in Eukaryota, Metazoa, Chordata, Actinopteri, Cypriniformes, Xenocyprididae. Bases 187 to 1920 code for a protein of 577 amino acids. Gene Ontology annotation, cellular component: synaptic vesicle; cytoplasm; plasma membrane. The record is from RefSeq and is a predicted model, not a curated record. The transcript is spliced from 20 exons. Gene Ontology annotation, molecular function: phospholipid binding; tau protein binding.